AUGGACGCAAGCACAAAGGUGAAGAAGGGAGCUGGAGGAAGGAAAGGAGGAGGACCAAGGAAGAAGUCAGUCACCAGAUCUGUCAAAGCUGGACUUCAAUUUCCAGUCGGAAGAAUUGGUAGAUUCCUGAAGAAAGGUAGAUAUGCUCAGCGUGUUGGUACCGGUGCUCCUGUCUACUUAGCUGCUGUUCUUGAAUAUCUUGCCGCUGAGGUACUUGAGUUGGCUGGAAAUGCAGCACGUGACAACAAGAAGAACAGGAUUAGUCCGAGACAUUUGUUGUUGGCUGUGAGGAAUGAUGAGGAGCUUGGAAAACUGCUUGCUGGUGUUACCAUUGCUCAUGGCGGUGUUCUUCCUAACAUCAACCCCGUGCUUUUGCCUAAGAGGACUGAAAAUGCUGCUGCUAGUACUCCCAAGUCUCCAUCAAAGGCCAGGAAAUCUCCUAAGAAGGCUUAG
Molecule: messenger RNA, 453 nt
Organism: Vicia faba (fava bean)
Lineage: Eukaryota; Viridiplantae; Streptophyta; Magnoliopsida; Fabales; Fabaceae
Source: the annotation of a GenBank genome assembly